Molecule: messenger RNA, 550 nt
Organism: Aptenodytes forsteri (emperor penguin)
Lineage: Eukaryota; Metazoa; Chordata; Aves; Sphenisciformes; Spheniscidae
Product: ras GTPase-activating protein 2-like
Exons: 6
Coding region: 22-534 (170 amino acids)
Source: RefSeq, a predicted model, not a curated record
AAACACUUAGUACCCAACAAAAUGAGAGACUUUUUCUGUACCAUAAACUUGGACCAAGAAGAAGUUUUUCGUACACAGGUAGUUGAAAAAUCUUUAAGCCCUUAUUUUGGGGAAGAGUUUUACUUUGAGAUUCCAAGAACAUUCCAGUGGUUGUCCUUCUACAUUUAUGAUAAAAGUGUUUUACAAAAAGACCUGCGUAUAGGAAAGGUGUCAAUCAAAAAAGAAGAUUUAUGCAAUUACACAGGAAAAGAGAACUGGUUUAUGCUUCAACCUGUUGAUUCUAAUUCAGAGGUUCAGGGAAAAGUUCACCUUGAAUUAAAACUGAAUGAACUGAUAACAGAUAAUGGAUCUGUGUGCCAGCAACUAGUAGUACACAUAAAGGAGUGCCACGGGUUGCCUCUUAUAAAUGGACAGAAUUGUGACCCUUACGCAACAGUCUCUCUUGUGGGGCCUUCCAGGUUUUGUACUGGACUUUUGAUAUCUGCACUGUACUUCCUAUUAAUUUUUGUCAAAUUCCUGUAUGGGACAAUAUAGUCAAUUGCUCACCCGC